Molecule: messenger RNA, 777 nt
Organism: Arachis ipaensis
Lineage: Eukaryota; Viridiplantae; Streptophyta; Magnoliopsida; Fabales; Fabaceae
Product: protein FAR1-RELATED SEQUENCE 9-like
Source: RefSeq, a predicted model, not a curated record
AUGAUUAGCUAUCUACUUGGAAAAGCCGAUGUCGACCCCAUGGCUAUGGCAAGGUAUAGUGCUACUGAUGAAGGUCGGCUGGGAAAUUUAUUUUGGGCAAACGGCAAUUGUAGGGCCGAUUAUCAGUGCUUUGGAGAUGUGCUUGCAUUCGAUACAACCUACCGGAAGAAUAAGUACAGAAGGCCUUUGGUAAUCUUCUCGGGUUGUAACCAUCACCGCCAAAUAUGUAUAUUUGGCUUUGCCUUGGUAGAGGACGAACGAACGAAAAUAUACAUGUGGUUGUUGCAAAAAUUUCUAGAAGUCAUGCUGAACAAGUUUUCCAGAGUUGUGGUCACAGACGGUGAUGAGGCAAUGAAGGCAGCAAUUCAAAAAAUCUUCCUAGAUGCAACUCACCGACUAUGUGAAUAUUGGGAGAAUAUGAUAAAAAAAUAUGGGUUGGAGGAAAAUGAUUGGGUUCUAAAUGAAUAUGAAAAGAGAAAAAGUUGGGCAAGAGCUUACUUAAGGGAUAAAUUUUGUGCUAGAUUUAGAACAACAUCAAGGUGUGAGGCGAUAAACAACUUCAUCAAGAGGUUUAUUUGCAAUCGCCAAAGUCUUCUAGAGUUGGUCCAAAAUCUUGAGCAUGCUCUUAGGGACUAUAAACACAAUGAAUUAUUUUCUCAAUUUAAGACGGUGUAUGGGGAGCCCAUUCCAACUACUGGGUUAGAAGCAUUAGAGCUUUCUGCUGCAAAUUUUUACACAAGGAAGAUUCUUGGAGAAGUAAAAAAGGAGAUUCAAUGA